UCCUCCCCUCAUUCCGCGCAUUCCUCGCAUCGCUGGCGCCGCGCAGCCCGGCCGGGAGCCCGGCCCGCCCCGCCGCCGGCCGGGCAGCAACUCAUCCUCCGAGGGCUCCGUCCGCCGGCCCGCGGCAACCUACGGCCGCGGUAUAAAUAGCCGGGCGGCGGAUUAAAAAUAGGCGCGGGGCCAUAAAUAGCCGGGGCGGCCCGGGGGCGGCGGGCGAAGUUUUGCCGUCGGAGCGCGGCGCGCUGGCGGUGCGCGCAGGGGCCGCGGCGCGGAGAGCUGCUGCCGCUGCCGCCGCCGCUGCUGGUUAAUUGCACAUUCAAGUGGAAAAUUUUCGGGAGUCAGCAGAAACGUUGUAUCCAAAAAAGACAAAGUCGCAGUUACAGCAACGCCGAGGAGAUUGUCCCUGGAAAACUUCCUUUCGGUUUAUUCCCUUGAAGACUCCAGGCUUAGGCUUGGAGACCCCAGCCAUCACCAUUGAGCCCAGCAGCUGGAGCGGCAGCGAGAGCCCUGCCGAGGACAUUGAAAGAAUGAGUGAUUCUGCAGAUAAACCUAUUGACAACGAUGCAGAAGGUGUCUGGAGCCCUGACAUUGAGCAGAGCUUCCAGGAGGCUCUAGCUAUCUAUCCACCGUGUGGGAGGAGGAAAAUCAUCUUAUCAGAUGAAGGCAAAAUGUAUGGUAGGAAUGAAUUGAUAGCCAGAUACAUCAAACUUAGGACAGGGAAGACACGGACCAGGAAGCAGGUGUCUAGUCACAUUCAGGUUCUUGCCAGAAGGAAAUCUCGUGAUUUUCAUUCCAAGCUGAAGGUAACAAGCAUGGAUCAGACAGCAAAGGACAAAGCACUCCAGCACAUGGCUGCAAUGUCAUCAGCUCAGAUAGUCUCAGCUACUGCUAUUCACAACAAGCUGGGCCUGCCAGGAAUUCCCCGUCCUACAUUUCCUGGGGCACCUGGGUUUUGGCCGGGCAUGAUCCAAACGGGGCAGCCUGGAUCCUCGCAAGAUGUCAAGCCAUUCGUUCAGCAGGCCUAUCCUAUACAGCCAUCAGUCACAGCUCCCAUCUCAGGCUUUGAGCCCACAUCAGCUCCAGCCCCCUCCGUGCCUGCGUGGCAGGGCCGAUCCAUCGGUACGACCAAGCUCAGGCUGGUGGAGUUUUCAGCUUUCCUUGAGCAGCAGAGGGACCCUGAAUCAUACAACAAACACCUCUUCGUGCACAUCGGACACGCCAACCAUUCUUACAGCGACCCCUUGCUGGAGUCGGUGGACAUCCGCCAGAUCUACGACAAAUUCCCCGAGAAGAAGGGCGGCCUGAAGGAGCUCUUUGGGAAGGGGCCGCAGAACGCUUUCUUCCUCGUCAAAUUCUGGGCUGACUUAAACUGCAACAUCCAAGAUGAUACAGGGGCGUUUUACGGAGUCACCAGUCAGUACGAGAGCUCGGAAAACAUGACAAUCACCUGCUCCACCAAAGUCUGCUCCUUUGGAAAGCAAGUAGUAGAAAAAGUAGAGACUGAAUAUGCAAGGUUUGAGAAUGGCCGGUUUGUGUACAGGAUAAACCGCUCUCCCAUGUGUGAAUACAUGAUCAACUUCAUACACAAGCUGAAGCAUUUACCAGAGAAAUACAUGAUGAACAGCGUCUUGGAAAACUUCACAAUUUUAUUGGUGGUAACAAACAGGGAUACACAAGAAACCCUGCUCUGCAUGGCUUGUGUAUUCGAGGUGUCGAACAGCGAACAUGGAGCACAGCAUCACAUCUACAGGCUUGUAAAGGACUGAGCAGUUAUUUAUAUAUACACUUCAUUUCACUUCUUUAUCAAAACACAGACUGUAAACCUCAACACUAAGUGGCAGUGCCUCUGGCCCAACUUUCACCCACAUUUUUCUAAAUCCUGUUUUAGUGAAGUCAUUUUUAAUGUGUUCAUAUAUAAUUGUAGCUGUGAAAUUCUGGUACAGUUGUAAAAAUUAUUUCUAAAACUAAGUGUUCUUCAAAUUUGUAAACCACAGUUCUUUGGGAAGACUGUAUUUAAGAACCUAAUGCCUCUGUCUGUGGAGGCCUAUUUUUAAUUCUGAUAGAAAAAUGUAUGACAGAGCAUUUGCCAUGGGGAAAAACUGACAGCAUUUAUAAGAAUUUAUUUUGGGUUUUUUUCCAACAUGAAAUACUUGUUUUACAAUGCAAGUGAAAUUGAAACGAAUCUUUAGCUAUAACUGUAAAUGAGUACACAAAGUUAAUAAUCUUUAUAGAAUUAUCUUUGUAACUAAUUAGGGUGGAAGAUAUGGACGAAUGUAAUUCACUAAAUUAUUUUUUAAAAUGAAACAUUUUUCUGUUUGAAGCCAAAUGAAAAAUAUAGCCUUAAGAAAUGCCUGAUAGAAACAGACAGGUCCUAAAAUUAGGCAAAUUUUGUAUUUUUUUCUCAACGCUAAAACUAAUCUUCUAAUCCAUUAAACUUUCAAACAGGUAUUGCAGAGAAAGAAAACAUCACCCCUUACCCUUAACAUAUCUAGUGUAUUUUAAAAGAGUAUAAAGUUGUAUUGUACUAAUAUGAAAAUUUGAUUAUUUAAUGAAAAAGAUGGCUCAUUUUGCAAUAAGUAGGUAAAUACUGAAGAUUUAGACUUGCAUUAUAUGUAGUCUUGUGUGUGCGGUUAUAUUUUAUAUGGACAACUAUGUUUUCUAAUAAGUUGAGCAAAAAACUUGCAACUCUGAAAUCAAGAGAUGAAUGGAAACAGCUGACAUUGCAACAGCAUCGAGUCACUCAAAACAGAGAGCAAAACACUGAUGUGUUUGAAAGAAGAGUGUGUACGCCUCUGAAAGGAUCAGCAGCUUUAAUAUCUGUGAGACGCUAGAGAAUCACAACCAGCAUCAGGCAAAGAAGGUUGGAAAGUGGAGAAUUUAAUUUUUUUCCCCAUUUUCCUCUUAAUCAUGGUGCUCUUACACCUCUCCCAGUUGUGUCUCCGGGUCUGGCAAAGACUUUAUCUGAAACAAGCACGAGUUAUCAGCAAAGAGGGUUCUUGGGGGAUUUUUCUGCAGUCCUGACUCAAUGGUUAGCAGGCCCCUCCUCCCUACCCCUUGGGGUUUGUUCCUGUAACCAGCACAGUUCUCAUGCACAGUCUAAGCAUCAAAUUCACUCCCAGGCCCAGCAAACAAGCAACUCUAUUCCUUUUCUUUAAAUUAUAUAUUCCUGCAUAGUCCAUUCUGUUAGAAUUGCCUGCUGCUGAAAUGUCUGGACUAGACUGGAGCCUAGGUGAGGUCAGAGCAGGACCAUCCCCAAGGCUGGGGAGCUCUGGGGCUCCAGCAUCACCCAGGGGAAGGGAGACUGCUUCAACCCCUCAGCCUGGUCUGGCUGCAUGAAGUGCAUGCUCUGGAUGGUUGCUGUGAUGCCUAGCUGUCACCUGCUUGUGGAUAUUAGGGCUGAUGAUCUUUCAGUUGAUACUCUGUGAAGUGAACAGAGGAACGUGUCCAUGGCAAGGUCUCUUUUAACGCUCAUUUUUAACACUAACAAUCACAUCAGGAAAAGCACUGCAUUGUAACAGCCUAACGGUAGCCCUUUAUUCUAAGCACUUGGUGUUACAAGUCAAAAACUACUUUUUGGUUUUUGUUCUAAAGUUGUCUUUUAUUUAGGGUUUGAAUUGUGGGUUUGGUGAUUUUUUAUUUUUUUUUAAUAACAAGCAAACUCUUUAAGGCAUAUAAAGUAUGUAAGUCAAUUUGCAAAUCCAGGUACAGUUUGGUUUUUUUUUUUUAGUAGGAUCUGGCACACUACAUAUGCCAUAACUAUAGGGUAUAAACAGUCACAAUGUUUAUUGGUGUUCACAUAUGUAACGUUAGGGAAACUACUUCCAUCGUCUUUUCUUUACAAUUCUGUAAAUGAUCCAUACCCUGUAUAUGUUAAUUCUUAAAAGCCUUAAUCCUUCAACUGUUGAGUGUGGGGUGUGUAGUCCAACAGGCUGCCUGUAAACUGUGAGCUCUUUUGUAAGCUGGAAGUACUUAUCUUGUUACUGUUACUUUUUUGUAGGAACCUUUUAAUUGAGAGCUGCCAAAGCAUUACAAUAUGCAGUGCCUUAGCAUUAUAUUAGAAGUAACUUUUAGCCUCUUAACAUUAAAUUUUAUACAUUGUUUUCUUAAUUGGUUCCAUUUUUAAAAUAUCCGUAUUUUUCCCUGCAGAAAAUGCUCUUUGACUGCUUGGUGUGAACCAGCUGUCUGUACAAGUCAGUCCCAUUGCAGUGAGAUGCCUAUACCAAAAGGAAAGGUUACAGAUCCCUGGUUCUCCAUGAAAAGUGAAUUGUAUUAAUGAAUGCUGCCUUUUUAAAUUUCAUGACCAAAUAAUUAAUUGUGACUCUUCUGCACUCUAGCAUGAAAGUGCCUUUGGUUUGAAAUUCCAGCUUAGAAAAGUGCUGCCAUAAUAAUGACAAUUUGUAGAGAGACCAAAAAUAUUUAGUUAUCACCGUAAUGCCUUUGGUUUAUUGGAAUAAGUUCAAUCUACAGGCCUCCAUUCACAAAAGAGCACCAUUCAUAGCAAAGGGAUUUUGCUAAUGAUCAGCCUGCUGAAGAAAAAUCUACUGUUUGCCAUUUCUGACAGCAUUGCAAACCAGCAACUGAUUCGUCCAUGAUAUAAAAAUGAAAAUAUUCCCAUUUAUAUUCUCUUCAUCCAGUCACGCAUCUGCAUAAUGAGAGAUCCAUAUCCUACAGAAUUCCAGUGGACAAGCAUGGCUUCGUUGAUGUCCUCUAACAAUAUUUUGGUGUCUGUGGAGAUGCUUUGCUCAGACAGCAGAUUUUGUUUACAAAGUUGUGCACGCUGGAGGUCAGAUGCACAGAACAAGAGGAGCAGGAGAGCUGAGCAAGCGAGGGUGAAUGCGAUCGUGUGGGUUCAAGCAUUGGAAUGUUGAGGGUGAGCAUUGUGCAUGAAGGUGCUGCUGGGGAAACUCUGGCCAGCACGACUCAAACACAGGGUUGUUUUGUUAUGUUUUCCUCCCAGUUGAUGUCUUGGGGGGAAAAAAAAAUUAGCUCCUCUUAAUAAUGUGUCUGUUUUUGAUACCUUCUGUGAACGGGGGCCAUAUCUCCACCACAACUGAAAUCAAUGGGAAGAGGAGCAACGUUUUAGAAAGAACAAAUAUCAGCAAAACCAAAAGCUGUCAGAGGGAUUAUAUAGUUGUGAAUACAUUGUUAACUUGAUUUUUAAAGUAUUUGAUGAAAACUAAGAUUAACUUUUUAUAUAGAGAAAUAUUGUGACACUGUGUGGUAAAUAUUGUGAUAAUUCAAAUUCCCUUUCUCUAAAAUAUUAUUUUUGUUAUUCCUUCAAGGUCUAAAUCUCACUUACCUCUAUAAGACAAAUAAUCCUGUUGAACUCAAUGAGACUGAGGUAGGGCAAAGAACAGAGACAAGCAGAACAUACUUUUCCAGUCAUUGCCAAACGUUUUGGCUGUACUCGUCAAUGUUUGUGACAAGCUACACCUCUGUCUCGUUCAAGCAAACAUAAUGGUACCAUUAGGGGCUGUUAAAAUUUGCUACUAACAAAUGUAGUUUUACUUACUUGAAUUCCCAACUGAUUUUGUUUAGGUACUGCACCACUAUUUUGAAGGAAUCGCAGAUCCGAUGCCCGUUUCUCUCUUUCCCUCUCCACCAGAGCUGCAGCUCAGCGUGGCAGUGGCCUGUCCCACGGGAUGGGCUCUGGGCAUAAUGAAGGGUGUACAUUAGUGUUGAAUGUAAGGAACCGGCCAGUCCAAGGCAGACAGGACGUUUGAUGUGCUAACCCGUAGCUAUUUAUUUUCCCACUGCGAGUCCCGGGGCGUGCCUGCAGCAGCCCUGGGGGUUUCCUGGAGGCCUCAGUCAGUCCCACUGGAGCUCUGGGGCUGUCCCCCCUUUCCUUUCCCGUGAGGAUCCGUGUGCCCGGGCACAGCGGGCGCGAGGAGCGGAGCCCGGCUUGCUCCUUUGCUCAGGAUGAUCUCCUUUCCCCUCUUAUCUUUCAUAACCAGAUGUUUAGCCCCCUUCCCCCCAAGAAAGAUUGAGGCUGGAUAAGUCAAAGUACAAGAAACACUCUGGACAUCUUCAUCUUUUAACUUUUCAGGUCAUUCUUGCUGAGGUCAUGUAAUUAGUUUUAGUGUGUAAAUUAAAUCUUAAAUGCACUCAGUUGACUAAAAAGGAGAUGGAUCCCUGUUACCUCCUUACAGAAUAUGUGUUUUUGUUUUUGUUUUGUUUUGUUUUAUGGGCCUCUGAUUCAGGCUCAUGACUGCAGACAAAAAAUACAAUAUGUGCCUGAAAAAAAAAAAAAAGACAAAAGAAUUUUAUAACAUUGAAAACCUGAAUAGCCUUUAAUUCUUCAGUACAUUUUAUGUAAAACAGGUUGGGUUUUUGUUUUGUUUUGGGGUUUUUUUGCCAUGUGCAUUUGUUCACAUUUGUAAAUGACUUAAUGGAAUUCUCACUUUAUGUUUAUUUGUGUAAUGUGUAUAAAAUGGGUUUGUGACUUAAGCAUAUUCAUAUAUGGUCAGUGGUUACUUUAAUAUUGUACUGCUGCUGGUAACUUUUGAUGUAGAACUUGCCUUUUGAUGAUAAAGUACCUCUAGGUUAGACAGUGAGGGAAGGCUCUUGGAAAAAACUGAAUGUUCUCCAAUGUUUUCUUAACAUAUUUGCAGAAGCUUUCAAAAGGAGUUUCAGUCAAACCUCUUGGCAGUACAGUAUUCUUGUAUUUGUUAUUGUCUGUGUGUAGGUACUGGUACCUUUUUUUUUUUUUGUUUAAAAUGUUUUAAGUGUUGGCUUUAAAGUGAAUUUAUCUUUAGUAUGAUAGUAAUAUGAAAAUUAUAGGUUUUGUGUGCAGAGAAUUUUUUUAUAAAGUGCUUUGUAAAAAAAAAAAAUGUAUUCUAGCUUUCGCGGUACAUAUGUGUGAUAACUUUAAUAUCCAUGACAGUUAAGUGCAAUUAUUUCAUCACUCUAAAAAUGCUAUUUUUGUGUCGGUUACUGCAGGUGUUUUCAUGUCUUUGCAAAGUGACACAUUUUGAUGCCUUCUUGAUAAAGUGGUAGAAUUUUUGUAGCUUUCUAGAAACUUUGUAUUCAUACAGUAUCAAUUGAAAAUAAAGAAAAUGAAAGUGU
Messenger RNA from Zonotrichia leucophrys gambelii, 7065 nucleotides. It is a transcript of the gene TEAD1, whose product is annotated as TEA domain transcription factor 1. The transcript is spliced from 14 exons. NCBI's taxonomy places the organism in Eukaryota, Metazoa, Chordata, Aves, Passeriformes, Passerellidae. The record is from RefSeq and is a predicted model, not a curated record. Bases 528 to 1766 code for a protein of 412 amino acids. Gene Ontology annotation, cellular component: transcription regulator complex. Gene Ontology annotation, biological process: embryonic organ development; regulation of transcription by RNA polymerase II; hippo signaling. Gene Ontology annotation, molecular function: DNA-binding transcription factor activity, RNA polymerase II-specific; RNA polymerase II cis-regulatory region sequence-specific DNA binding.